AUGUCAAGACCAAAUCAACCAAUGUUUCAACGCACAUCUUCAGGUACCAACCUCGCAGACUAUGGCAUAUCAUCAGUCAAACGAUCAUCAUUCCAGCCCAAAAAUGUCCUUCAAACUCCAGGAAUCACGAGACAAUCUUCUGAAGCCGAGAGGCGAAGCAGUAUUUACAGGCCAAGGCAGUCAAUGGUGGGAGGCGUGAAUAAUCACUCAGGCUUCUUCCAGACGACUCUCCAGCCUGCUGGUGUACCAAAGGACCCUCGCCCUCUCAAGGACAGGUCUUUCCAAAUGAAGAUGGGUCAAGAGUUGAUGGAGUACAUGGCACAAAACGAUUUCGAAAUGCAGAUGAGCCAUACCUUGUCACCCAAUGUCAUGAAGUCUCCAACACAAAAGGACUUCAACUACAUGUUCCAGUGGCUGUACCAUCGCAUCGAUCCUGGCCACCGGUUUCUAAAGAACAUCGAUCAGGAAGUCCCGCCGAUCUUGAAACAGCUUAGGUAUCCAUUCGAGAGGAGCAUUACCAAGAGCCAGCUGGCCGCCGUCGGUGGCCAAAACUGGAGCACUUUCUUAGGUCUACUGUAUUGGAUGAUGCAGCUGGUGCAAAUGCUGGAGGGCUAUGCUGCCAACAAGUAUGCAGACGCCUGCAUGGAGGCCGGUGUGGAUGUUAGUGGCGACCACAUUAUUUUUGACUUUUUGAGCACGGCAUACAAGGACUGGCUUGCUAUGGACGAGGACAUGGGCGACGACGAUGCCGAACGGGUUCUCGCACCACACAUCGACGCCAUGGCGAGGGCUUUUGAGGAUUCAAACGCCAAGUACGUUUCGGAACUUGAAAUGCUCGAGGCCGAGAACACAAGACUGCACAAGGAAAUCGAGGACUUGCAAAAAGCAACACCUGAUCCGGCUGUGCUAGAUGACCAUUUCAAAAUCAUGGAGGAGGACAAGAUCAAAUUUGAAGAGUACAACACGUUGGCUCUACAGCGAUCUGAGAAGUAUGGGCAUCGCAUUCAAGUUUUACAUGAAGAGUUGGAUAAAAUGGCGGACGAAUUGAAAGAGGUCGAAGAUGAACGAAGGAGACUUCAAAAGGCGGUUGAUGCACAGGGUAUCAGCAUGCAGGAUAUUGACCGCAUGAACUCUGAGCGUGAGCGCCUCCAGAAGGGCAUUGAAACUGCCAGCCAAAGGCUCGACGAGAUCAAGAAGAAGGUUGCAGAGAAAGAAUCAGAAGCCGGCCACAAACUCGAAGACCUCGAGCGCAUGGUGGACAAGUACAACACCCUCGCAUACCAAAUUGCCAUGAUUCCGCCCACAGCCGCAAACGCCAGAGGUCGAGAUUAUGAACUGCGACUCACCAUCAGCGACAGCUCCGACUUCACGUCGGUCAACCUCAAUGCGUCUGGUAGUGUGGCGCCAUCUGCCGAGCGCUUAUUAGCCGAUGCAACAACCGGAUACCACCCCGGCCACAUUCUCAACCUGGAUCUUCGCGGACAAGUUCGAAGCAGCUUCCUGACGCUGCGGAAGGACAUCUCCGACCGACGAAGCGCGGCCAUGGAAGACAUGAUGAAAGACCAUGACUUGCUGGACGGUAUCAAGGAGGCCAUCGAGGACAAGCGGAGCGAAGUUGAAGCGCUGGAACAUCGUGUAAGGGCGGCGGAGGAGGAGUAUGAGAAGACAAAAGAGGUGACGACAGCCCAGAAAUUGGGUUCAGAUGCCCAGAUUGAAAAGAUGGAGAAGGAACUGUCCAGAAUGCGAGCUGGACUGUCGGAAUCUGUUGAAUUUCUGGAGCAACGUGAAAUCAACACAACCAUCGAAUACGAACAGCUUGUCCUGAGGGCAAGCUCUUUGCGCGAGGAGCUGCACACGGAAAUUGAUCGCAUGCUGAACGAUGUCAUCAAGUUCAAGAUACAUAUCCAGAAAAAUUUGGACGACUACGAGGGAUUCGUGGCAGACGAGCUGGAGAAGGAACUCGGCGUUGACGAUUACAAAGACGACACCCGAUUGCUGGACUUGUGA
Molecule: messenger RNA, 2007 nt
Organism: Metarhizium album ARSEF 1941
Lineage: Eukaryota; Fungi; Ascomycota; Sordariomycetes; Hypocreales; Clavicipitaceae
Product: Kinetochore protein Ndc80
Exons: 2
Coding region: 1-2007 (668 amino acids)
Biological process (GO): attachment of mitotic spindle microtubules to kinetochore
Cellular component (GO): Ndc80 complex
Source: RefSeq, a predicted model, not a curated record